This is a messenger RNA of Haplochromis burtoni (Burton's mouthbrooder), 1129 nucleotides long. RefSeq names its product phosphodiesterase 6D, cGMP-specific, rod, delta (gene pde6d). Gene Ontology annotation, cellular component: cytoplasm. NCBI's taxonomy places the organism in Eukaryota, Metazoa, Chordata, Actinopteri, Cichliformes, Cichlidae. Gene Ontology annotation, biological process: sensory perception of light stimulus. The record is from RefSeq and is a predicted model, not a curated record.
AAACUGGAUGAAUCUUCGGGAUGCAGAGACGGGCAAAGUGCUGUGGCAGGGAACGGAGGACCUCUCUGUACCGGGAGUAGAGCACGAAGCUCGUGUCCCAAAGAAGAUCCUGAAGUGUAAAGCAGUGUCCAGAGAGCUCAACUUUUCUUCCUCAGAGAAACUGGAGAAGUUCAGACUGGAGCAGAAAGUUUUCUUCAAAGGACAGUGUUUAGAAGAGUGGUUCUUUGAGUUUGGUUUCGUUAUCCCCAACUCCACCAACACAUGGCAGUCUCUGAUAGAAGCGGCUCCAGAGUCCCAGAUGAUGCCAGCCAAUGUUUUAACUGGUAAUGUUAUCAUAGAGACCAAGUUCUUCGACGAUGACCUGCAUGUCAGUACUUCCAGGGUACGGCUUUUCUACGUCUGACAUUUAACCCCCCCAAGUCUACCUUCCUGAAUGCUGACACCCUGCCAAGGUCUGUAAAUACCCAAGGUUAGCUACAAUUCACAGCGGUAAAGAGCUCGUUGCUGACGUGGGAUCAGCAUGUUGGGGUGAAACCCAGCUGUGGCGCCACAAUCAGUCAAGUGAGCUCGUGUUCUCUAGUUUUGUGUCGACUUGAAAACCUCUGGACCUUGGAAGAAGAGGGAAGAGGAGAGAGAACUCGAUUGCUUCCCCUGUUCCAGGAUCACCUCUCUCUCUGUUUUCCCCUUCAGACUGUUUCACUGUAAACACGUGAUCACUGAUCUCAAGUCAGCUAGGGAAGCCCUCUUGUGUUUUUUCUUUUUUGUAGUGCUGCCCUAUCUCACUCCCAGGUAGCAUUUACUCAGGAACAGAACAGAUGUGUAACCUUCUGUGAAUAGAUAUCAUGUUUUCUAAUCUCCAUGUGUCAUGUCAUGGCUGGUCAAAGAUGGACUGUUGUUGUUGAGGGAAGGUGAUGCACUCAAGCAGGGGUGGGGGAACUCCAGGCCUCAGGGGGCUGGUGUCCUGCAGGUUUUAGAUAUCAGCCUAGGUCAACACACCUGAAUAAAAUGAUUAGUUCACUACCUCUGGAAGUGGCCUCUGGAUAACUUCAAGACAUGUUGAGGAGGUAAUUUAGCCAUUUAAAUCAUGUGUUGGAUCAAGAAUACAUCUAAAACCUGCAGGACACGGCUC